Messenger RNA from Penicillium angulare, 825 nucleotides. RefSeq lists its product as uncharacterized. Gene Ontology annotation, molecular function: DNA binding. The transcript has 3 exons. Bases 1 to 825 code for a protein of 274 amino acids. Gene Ontology annotation, biological process: double-strand break repair via homologous recombination; DNA replication; nucleotide-excision repair. Gene Ontology annotation, cellular component: chromosome, telomeric region; site of double-strand break; DNA replication factor A complex. Lineage: Eukaryota; Fungi; Ascomycota; Eurotiomycetes; Eurotiales; Aspergillaceae. The record is from RefSeq and is a predicted model, not a curated record.
AUGGACGGCGGAUACGGCAACAACUACAACCCCUAUGGCAGCCAAACCGGUGGCGGUGGGUUUAUGGCUGGAGAAACCACCAGUCCAUCGGGAGGAGGCAAGUUUGGCGGUGGUGACAACAAGACUCUUCGUCCCGUGACAGUCAAACAAAUCCUCGACGCAACCUGCCCUUACCCCGAAGCGCCUUUUCAAGUCGACGGUGCCGAUGUCGCCAAUGUGGUGUUCGUAGCUCAAGUGCGAAACAUCAGCAAACAGAGUACCAACAUCACAUACAAGGUUGACGACAGCACAGGUGACGUCGAGGUCAAAAAAUGGGUCGACUCCGCUACUGCAGAUACUAUGGACAUGGAUGAUCCAAACGGAAUCCAUACUAAGGGAUACGUUCGUGUACUCGGUGCAAUCAAGUCUUUCGGAAAUAGGCGAUACAUUGGAGCUCACAGCAUUCGGCCCGUCACGGAAAUCAACGAAUUUCUUUGCUCGAUGCUCGACGCUGCUGCCGUGCACUUGUUCUUCACUCGUGGUCCUUCAGGUGAUGGUGCUAGUGCUGGUGUCGCAGCAGGUGCUAGCGGCUUUUCGGCGAUGGCCGACUAUGGUGGGCCUGAUGCUCAUAACAAAGCUCUGCAUGGUAUGAGUCCUUUUGCAAAGGAUAUUUACCAAUUGUUAAGGACAGAGCCACAAGAUGAUACCGGUCUUCACUUGCAAACGAUUUGUGGGAAGCUGGGAAUUCCCCAUAUGGAUGUUGCACGCGCUGGAGACGAACUGCUCAAUGCGGGUGUUAUCUUCUCUACGUUGGAUGAGCAUACCUGGGCUAUUCUAGAUUGCUAG